Myxozyma melibiosi is the source of this 1408-nucleotide messenger RNA. RefSeq lists its product as uncharacterized. Gene Ontology annotation, molecular function: RNA binding. Lineage: Eukaryota; Fungi; Ascomycota; Lipomycetes; Lipomycetales; Lipomycetaceae. Bases 66 to 1364 code for a protein of 432 amino acids. The record is from RefSeq and is a predicted model, not a curated record. The transcript is spliced from 2 exons.
CCCAAGUCCCAACCACCAAAAAAAAUAUUCGCUCCCAAAGAAGUAGAUUGAUCACAGUGCAAGAAAUGACGACCGACAAGACCGAGACAGUGGCGGCAGACGUGUCGGCGAAGAGGAAGCGCAGUCAGGCCUUUGAGGAGAUCGAGAUCGACGUUUCUCAGCCUGAACCGCUCUCGAAGAAGGAGCUCCGCAAGCGCAAGAAACUGGGAAUCCCCCUCGACGCUCCUCGCGAAGCAACCGCAGAGACCGGCGACGACGCAAAGAAGUCGGAUAAGAGCAAGUCAAAGGAGAAGGAGAAGGAGUCGAAGGAGUCCAAGGCGAAACCAAAGACCGACUUUGGCGUCUGGAUCGGCAACCUCAGCUACUCGACUACUAAAGACGAUCUCCGUCGUAUGCUGAUUGAAAAAUCAGGAGAUGAGAUCAAGUCUGAUGAGAUUGUUCGCAUACACAUGCCCAAGGGCAGAGAUGGCAAACGGAAGGGCUGCGCCUACGUCGACUUCACCACAGAAGAAUGCAUGAACCGCGCCAUCGCCCUCUCAGAAACCCCCUUCGACGGCCGCAAAGCCUUGAUCAAAGACGCCCGCGUCUUCACCGGCAGCAAAAAAGAUCCCAACUCUGCCGCCGCCGCUGCUGCUGCCUCGUCGGCUUCAGCUACUGCACCUGUCGAAGGCAAAAAGCCGUAUAAGAUUCUGUUCAUCGGAAACCUCCCCUUUGAAACCAAAGCCGAGCAGCUAGAGCAGAAAUUCACCGUCGAUCUCAAGUCCCCGCCCUUAACUUCCUUUGGCGAACCGGUCGAAGACGAAGAGGAAAUCGACAUCACAAUCAAACCCGUCAAAGUCCGCAUGGCGACCUUCCAAGACACGGGCGCCUGCAAAGGUUUCGCCUUCAUCGACUUCAGAUCUUCCUACGAAGCAGGCAAGGUUCUCAAAUCCAUCGGCUCUCGAUUUUCUUUCCUGGGUAGGACCGGAGUAAAAGCUGAGUUUGGCGAAGACCGGUCCCUCAGACAUCGUCAGCCUAAACCCGAGCAGCAGCAGGAGGAAGGCGAAUCUCUCGGCGCAAACUAUAUGAAUCCCGAGCGAGCAAAUCUUCUCAACAAGAAACCCUCCUACUCCGACUCUGCACGAGAACUCAGAAGCGACACCGCACCCCACUCCAAACCCGAGCAGCAGACUUCCAAACCCGAGUCCGACUCAACGCAGCAGUCAUUCGCUCAGGAACCCAGACGCGAGCGACCGCCUCCUCGCAAGAGUGCUGGCGCCGGACGACAGCAGCGGAUAACGCCUGGAAUGGCACUGGCAAAUUCUCAGCGAGCAAAGGUGUCGAUCGUCCCGUCUACCGGAAAGAAAAUCACUUUUGACAAUUAAUUCUAGCUAGCACUCUUAAUGUAAUAAUAAAAGCUUGUUUUUGG